Messenger RNA from Coccidioides posadasii C735 delta SOWgp, 3913 nucleotides. RefSeq names its product Putative E3 ubiquitin-protein ligase (gene HUL4). Gene Ontology annotation, molecular function: ubiquitin protein ligase activity. Gene Ontology annotation, biological process: protein polyubiquitination. The record is from RefSeq and is a predicted model, not a curated record. Lineage: Eukaryota; Fungi; Ascomycota; Eurotiomycetes; Onygenales; Onygenaceae.
CUAGUUAACGACCUACUGGAUACGUCUUAGCUGGUGGGAUCGUCGUGCGGACGGAGGCCGCCCGACUGGCCAGUUGAGAAGCUGUCAGAUUUCCGGCCAUCAUUAGCGCGUCAUCAAUGGCCCCGUCGACAUCGAAAGCUGACCGUUCGUCACCAUUCCCUGGUGGGAUAAUAUCUGAAACCAUCUCCACGCUGGGCCCGGACGACGCUAAUGCUGCUGGUGAUGGGAGAUUCCUGACUCGCAACGACGGCCGUCAGAUCCUCACUUUCCGACCAUCACUCCCAACAAUGUCCCGGCGUACACACUCACGCUCCUUGAGCAAUCCAUUUCCUUCUCUCUUUGGGGGAAGGAAGAAAGCCGAACAGCACGCCAACCAGAACUCCCUUCUUGAUGUCGUUGACGAUGAAUCCACCCAGCUUUCUCGAUCAGUGAGCCCAAACAGACAGCAAGAUUUAAACCCACCAGAUCAUAAUGUGAUUCGCAGAUGCAUGAUGUGUGAUCAUUCUAACUCAUUUCCUUCAGGGAAAAGGGGCUUCAGGUGUGGAAAGUGCACGACAGUGCACGAUUUAGAACCUUGCCAUUCAUCUCGACUUCUUCAGAUUCCUUCAGGAGAUGGAAAGGAAGCCAGCGGCCUGGCGGGCAAGAGAAAAGUGUCUGUGGAGAAAACAAGGAAUAUCAUUGAUCACUGCCUGCGGUCGUUCUUCAGUAACCAGCUCAAGAGCUUGGGGCUUGAUCCAUUGACUGGCCCUGAUCUGCCAGUGACUCGAAGGCGUGGAGCGUCGGAGAGUAGCUUAGGCACUUAUCGUCAUGAACCCCCCCGGCAUGAUGCUGUUGGUGACCUUUCUACUAAGAAAGCUGAGCCUACAUUCGAAUUUGGCAAAUAUCCUGACGGCGUUUGCCAGUCUACCAUACCUCAGUCCCCGAAAGAGCUGCCUAUACAGACCAAACGCAAGCCGGUUCCAAGUAGUUCGACAGUUCCGAGCUUUGAUCCUCAAACUCAUGACCAAAAUCAACGACAAAAUAUUUCCAGACCAACUUUACAGAGUGGUGGAUAUAUAUUUCGUGUACUUGAAGACUACAUUUAUGCUUCUUUCGAUGACUGUGACACGCUGAACAAUUCCUUUCUAACGCCAGGAUCGCGUCAUCCACGAGCUGCCAGUGAAGGAACUCCACUGAGGAAAAGCCCAGAGAAUUCACCCUCUCCUCCGAACGGCUCACCGCACUUUCAGCUGGACGGGAAAACCCUUCGUCUAGGUGAUAUUGCCGAAAACGGAAGUUGGUGGGCUGGAACGCGUCCAACACGGCAUAGGUCGAUAAACGAUAAUCAGAAUACGAGGCCAAAUAACACACACAGUGGGCUUGUGAGCUUCAAAAGCCCUCGAAUAAAUUGGCCCGAACUCUCGGAGUGGUAUCAUUUGGUGAUCCAUGCCGGCGAUUGCUGGCGUACUGCGUGGCACCUUAUGAAACCUACCAAUACAGAUGAGCUUCUAAAAUGGGAAGCAGUGGAAUUGUCGGGGUUAGAAAAAUUAAUCUCUGAAUCUGAAUUUCAUUUAAGAACAGUGCUGCUUAAAGCAACUGAGAAGCUCCUUCAACGGCCGAAACGGCCACUGGAACGCCCGGAAGACACUCGGUUUCUAUUAAUUCUCCUCGUUAACCCAUUGCUAUAUCCUAGCAGUUCUAGUCCUCGAAAACCAUCUGCUCAACUGAUGGUUCCUGGUUCUGGUGACCGAUCGAGAUCGAGCAUGCCGGCGGACAGGGUACCAGUGCCGAGAAGAAGCCAUUCGGCACUUUCAAACAAGGCCAUUGCGCCGAGCGACCGUCGCUCUGUGAUUAUAAAGAGAAUUAUCGGCCUCCUUUCCAACCUACCAGGUGAAUGUCAUCAUUCACUGGUAUCCUGGUUUUCGAGGCUUUCUGAGAAUCAAUUCCGACGGCUAGUUGAUCUCGUCGGUAGUUUUGUCACUUACCGGCUAAGUAAAGGCUCCAGGCGGCGACCGAGUAAGUCGGUAAACAUCGAGGAUAAUAUCGAAGAGUUUGUACCUACAUUUUCUGGCCCUAGCUCUACCACGUCGGCGCAGCUACAUUCAGCAUUGCAACGAGAUAAUGCGACCAAACCAUCGAGCUCUGAGCAUAAGACUGUCGCUUACAGUGACGAUUGGCAAAUGAGAGCAGCCGCUCGCGUGAUGGCUUUAUUGUUUCGUGCGAAUCACUCGAGCCAUAGAAGGAGAUCUCCCCACUCGGCUUCAUACCCUCCGUUGAAUGGACAACACGAAGUCCAUGAUCACUUACAUAUGAUUCCGAUAAGUACUUUCUAUAACACAUUGCUCGAUUACUCUGAUUUGAUCACGGACUUUGAGGCCUGGGAAUCACGAACUGGAAAGUUCACAUUUUGCCAGUACUCCUUUUUCCUUAGCAUUUGGGCGAAAAUACGAAUUCUGGAGCAUGACGCUCGUCGUCAGAUGGAGGCGAAAGCGCGCGAAGCAUUUUUUGACAACAUUUUAGGACGCAGGGGAACCAGCCAGUAUCUUGUGCUAAAAGUGCGAAGGGAAUGCUUGGUUGAAGAUAGCCUUCGUGGUGUCAGCGAAGUAGUUGGAUCCGGGCAGGAAGAGAUCAAGAAAGGCCUUCGCAUCGAGUUUGUUGGUGAAGAGGGCGUUGAUGCUGGUGGCCUCCGUAAAGAGUGGUUCUUGUCGCUAGUACGGGAGGUGUUUGAUCCCUUGAACGGCUCGUUUCUGUAUGACAACGAUUCCCGCUAUUGCUAUUUCAAUCCUUAUUGCUUUGAGUCGUCGGAACAGUUCUUUCUCGUGGGGGUUGUAUUAGGGCUUGCGAUUUAUAACUCCACCAUCCUUGAUGUUGCCUUUCCACCAUUUGCUUUUCGAAAACUGCUAGCCUCAGCAAGACCGAACAAUGUCCCAACGUUAUCAACGCCGUAUCAACCUUUUAGGUGUACCUUGGAUGACCUUGCGGAAUAUCGUCCAGCACUUGCUAAGGGUUUGCGACAGCUCCUUGAGUACGACGGUGAUGUAGAGGAAACAUUUUGUCAAGACUUUGUGAUCCAGGUUGAGAGGUACGGUGAAACGAUAGAGGUCCCCCUUUGUCCCGGUGGAGAGAAACGGCCGGUUACCAAUUCCAAUCGGUGGGAAUUUGUUGAUCUUUAUGUCAAAUACAUGCUUGAUGAUGCUGUUUCUCGGCAGUUCGAGCCGUUCAAGCGAGGCUUUUUCACAGUAUGCGGUGGCAAUGCUCUUCACCUUUUUAGGCCUGAAGAGAUCGAACUUUUGGUCCGUGGCUCGGAUGAAGCUCUUGACAUCCCUUCAUUGCGGGCUGUGGCAGUUUAUGAGCAUUGGCCAACGGCCAAUCCUGAUAGAGACCCAGUCGUGAAUUGGUUUUGGGAAUUUUUUACUCGAGUUAACCCCCAAGACCAGCGCAAGAUCCUCAGUUUCAUUACUGGCAGUGACCGAAUACCUGCCAUGGGUGCAACUAACCUAGUAAUAUGCCUGCUUUAUCUUGGACAGGAUUCGGAAAGGUUCCCGAUAGCGAGAACUUGCUUUAACAUGUUGUCUCUAUAUCGGUAUAAAACGCGACAGAAGCUGGAAUCGAAACUGUGGCGAGCGGUAGUUGAAAGCGAAGGAUUCGGUUUGAAAUAAGUUGCUCAAUGUUUUCGCGAGUUCGGCUCAGAACUUCGCUUCAAUCGGGUGUCGGAUAGUCGCCAUCAAACCUCAUGAUGUCACGAAGCUCUAUACCAAGUUGGUUUUGGGUCCCCUUUUCGGUUGUUUUGGACUAUCUUUUAUAAUUGUUGCUGAAAUGUUCCCUUCUGUUGAGCACUGUGAGAUAAAAAUAGAACUGUUUGUGAGACUCUCCUAGAUCGAGGCAGUUCGGUCUCUUGGUGAUUUUAAUCUUAUGUUGUUGGCUCUCGAGUGUC